Messenger RNA from Phycomyces blakesleeanus NRRL 1555(-), 627 nucleotides. RefSeq lists its product as hypothetical. The record is from RefSeq and is a predicted model, not a curated record. Gene Ontology annotation, cellular component: BLOC-1 complex; transport vesicle; extrinsic component of membrane. NCBI's taxonomy places the organism in Eukaryota, Fungi, Mucoromycota, Mucoromycetes, Mucorales, Phycomycetaceae. The transcript is spliced from 3 exons. The coding region runs from base 1 to 627 and encodes 208 amino acids. Gene Ontology annotation, biological process: intracellular transport.
AUGUCAACCACUGCCGAACCUUCUCUCCUUAGCCAAGGUUUUUCAAGUCAGAUAACUACUCUUCUAAAGGGAUUAAAGCAACAGCUAAAACAACUAGAGCAUGACCAACAGACCCUAAGUGAUGGAAUUACCGAGGCAGUUUCGGCUGCAAUUUCAGAAGAAGAGUUGGCAGAUAUAAAGGCCAAUAUGGCCAAAGUAGCUGUGUAUCACACAAAGAUCCUUUCCUUACAAUCUACCAUGACAAUGUUGACAGCACGUUCUAAACAGCUUCAGUUCAAAGCAGACAAAUUGAAAUCAACCAAGGAACACUAUCUUUCACAAGUUGAUGAGAUUCGUCGAAUGGAACAGGCGAAGGAUCAGGACAUUGCAGCCAAGGUUACUAGUUUAAGCCCUAGUAGUAGUUACAGCCCACUAAAGACAAGUGUUGAGAUGGAUGAUGAUGAUCAAUCAGAAACGAUGCCCGAGAUUUCCAAGUCAAUGACAAUGCCAGUAAUCAGCAAAGCCAAGACAUUGACCAAGACCAAGACCAAAAAGAAGAAAUUAAGAGUAAGGGAGGUAGAGAUUGGAGAAGACGCCUCACCAGCGUGGGUUCCUAAGAGUGCUCAGCGCGAGACAACGCGUCCAUAA